UGCAAGCCGCCUUCGCCUUCAGCCGGAGCCGGUUUCCUAGCGCCGCCUCGUUGGUACUUCAUUCCAAGAGCAAGUCCGGACCCGAAGGGGGCGGGACUUCCGCCCGGAAGUGGCCCACGUGUUUCCACCUUUGCCCACUUGGGUUCUUGGACUAGAAGGUAGGAAGGAGAUCACCGUGCAGGGCUGAGAUGGAUCCGCUCAGGGCCCAGCAGCUGGCGGCGGAGCUGGAGGUAGAAAUGAUGGCGGAUAUGUACAACAGAAUGACAAGUGCCUGCCACCGAAAGUGCGUGCCUCCCCACUACAAGGAAGCAGAACUGUCCAAGGGCGAGUCUGUAUGCCUGGACCGGUGUGUCUCCAAGUACCUGGACAUCCAUGAGCGGAUGGGCAAAAAGCUGACAGAGUUGUCUAUGCAGGAUGAAGAGCUGAUGAAGAGGAUGCAGCAGAGCUCUGGGCCUGCAUGAGGCCCCACAGGAUCCACCCCGAGGUGCACCCUGUCCCUUCCCACUUGUCUAAUUAAAGUGCCCCUGUGGGGUGUCAUCUGUGAAGACUGUCAGGCCUAGGCUGUCUCUAGAGAGUCUCCGGGAGCCUGAAGCCUGGCUCUCUCCCAGUUGAAGAAUGGGUAUUUGUCACACUGGAAUGUGACUGUGCGUGUGUGUGUGUAUGUGUGUGUGUAUAUUAAAAGAUUUUGUUGACACCUAC
Molecule: messenger RNA, 699 nt
Organism: Myotis lucifugus (little brown bat)
Lineage: Eukaryota; Metazoa; Chordata; Mammalia; Chiroptera; Vespertilionidae
Gene: TIMM10
Product: translocase of inner mitochondrial membrane 10
Exons: 3
Coding region: 189-461 (90 amino acids)
Biological process (GO): protein insertion into mitochondrial inner membrane
Cellular component (GO): mitochondrial inner membrane
Source: RefSeq, a predicted model, not a curated record